CCAGGGGCAAAACCGAGAAUUCCGAAGUGAAAAUGGAAACCGAAACCUUCCCCAUCAUCAUUCUCCGUCUAUUUUCCCGUCCAUUCCUAAAUUGCCUCCGUUAGAAAUGGUUCCGUCAUUCUAGCGGAUUACCGGCUCCGCAAAGGCCACAACGGACAAUGAACUCGUCCAAGAUGCGGCGGAAAGUAGUUCCGGCGCCGUCCGAGAACGGCGAAUCAGCCGACAAGCUUGACCAGCUCCUCCUCUCCUCCGCCAUCUGCAACGGAGACGAUCUCGGCCCCUUCGUCCGGAAGGCUUUCGCCUCCGGGAAGCCCGAGACUCUCCUCCACCACCUCCGCCACUUCGCUCGAUCCAAGGAGUCGGAAAUCGAGGAAGUCUGCAGGGCUCACUACGAGGACUUCAUCACCGCCGUAGACGACCUCAGAUCCCUCCUCUCCGACGUCGAUUCCAUCAAGUCGUCCCUCUCCACCUCCAAUUCCCAGCUCCAGUCCGUUGCUGUACCGCUUCUCACCUCGCUCGACACCUUUGUUGAAGCUCGAAACAAGUGCAAAAAUAUCAGCCUCGCCAUUGAAUCCCUGCAGACUUGCACGAAAUUAGUUGAGCUUUGCUUGCGAGCUAAUUCUCAUCUCGAGAAGAACAAUUUCUACAUGGCUUUGAAGUGUGUGGACUCAAUCGAGCGAGAUUUUCUGGAUGAGACACCGUCAUCCACACUCCGCCGAAUGCUUGAGAAGCAGAUCCCGUCGAUUCGGUCGCAUAUUGAGCGCAGAGUGAACAAGGAUUUCGGAGACUGGCUCGUCGAGAUCCGAGUUGUUAGUCGGAAUUUAGGCCAAUUAGCCAUAGGACAAGCCUCCGCCGCUCGACAAAGAGAAGAGGAACUUAGAUUCAAGCAGCGACAAGCCGAGGAGCAAAGUCGACUCAGUCUGAGGGACGGAGUAUAUGUUCUUGAAGAAGAAGAGGAUGAUGACGGGCUCAAUGGAAUCAGCCUUGAGAGAAGAGACGGUUACAACAAUGGAGGAGUUAAUGGAAUGUUGGGGUUCGAUUUAACUCCAUUGUAUAGGGCAUAUCACAUACAUCAGACUCUAGGGCUUGAGGAACGUUUCAAGCAAUACUAUUUUGAGAACAGAAAGCUUCAAUUGACAUCUGAUUUCCAGGUAUCGUCAAUGACGCCCUUUCUAGAGUCCCACCAAACGUUUUUUGCACAGAUUGCUGGGUUUUUCAUAGUUGAGGACCGUGUUCUGGGAACUGGCGGUGGAUUGAUAUCCAAACAGGAGGUGGAGAACUUAUGGGACACAGCUGUUGGUAAGAUGUGUUCUGUCUUAGAAGACCAAUUUUCAAGAAUGCAAACUGCAAACCAUUUGCUGUUGAUAAAGGACUAUGUUAGUCUUCUUGGAGUCACCUUGCGCCGUUAUGGGUACCCUAUCGAUGCUUUGUUUGAUGUUCUGAGCAAGCAUAGGGAUAAAUAUCAUGAACUCCUCUUGUCUGAUUGCCGUAAGCAGAUGUCUGAAGCUCUAUCUGCUGACAAGCUUGAGCAAAUGUAUAUGAAGAAGGAAUACGAAUACUCCAUGAAUGUUCUAUCCUUUCAGCUCCAAACAUCACAUAUUGUCCCUGCAUUUCCUUAUGUUGCUCCAUUUUCGUCGAUGGUUCCCGAUUGCUGCAGAAUAGUGAGGUCAUUCAUUGAAGAUUCUGUGAGCUUUAUGUCAUAUGGAGGACAUCUUGAUUUCUACAACAUGGUCAAGAAAUACUUGGACCGCCUCUUGAAUGAGGUCCUAGAUGGAGCUUUGCUGAAACUCAUUGAUACCUCCAUUACCGGUGCCACCCAAGCUAUGCAGAUGGCGGCAAACAUGGCUGUGUUUGAGAGGGCUUGUGAUUUCUUCUUUCGCCAUGCCGCCCAACUCUCUGGAAUUCCAUUGCGAAUCGUGGAGAGGGGCAGGAGGCAGUUCCCAUUGACCAAAGCCAGUGAAAAGGCAGAAGUGACACUUUCUGGCUUGCUCAAGCAAAAAGUUGAUGGGUUUCUCAUGCUGAUAGAAAAUGUGAAUUGGAUGGCUGAUGAACCUGUGCAGGGUGGGAAUGAAUAUGCAAACGAGGUGAUCAUCUUCCUGGAAACCCUUGUCUCUACUGCCCAGCAGAUAUUGCCGAUUCCGGUUCUCAAGAGAGUUCUGCAAGAUGUUCUUGCUCACAUAUCAGAGAUGGUGGUUGGGGCAUUGCUCGGAGAAUCUGUUAAAAGGUUCAACAUCAAUGCCAUCAUGGGUCUUGAUGUGGAUAUUCGUCUCUUGGAAUCAUUCGCCGAAAGCCAAACUCCUCUGCUGUCGGAUGCAGAUUCCAGUCAGUUGAAAGGGGCAUUGGUCGAGGCCAGACAAUUGGUUAAUUUACUGCUGAGCAAUCACCCAGAGAAUUUCUUGAACCCAGUUAUUAGAGAGAGGAGCUAUAAUGCACUGGAUUACAGAAAAGUAGUGGCCAUUUCAGAGAAAUUGCGCGACCAAUCGGACCGACUAUUUGGGUCGUUUGGAACUAGGGGUGCCAAGCAAAACACAAAGAAGAAAUCUCUUGACCAAUUGAUCAAAAGGCUCAAGGACGUGAACUGAGUUCAUCCACUCAAAUAUCCAUCUGUAUGUACGACUUCCAUAUGCUCUUCUUCUACCCGUACUCGUGUUCAUUACUACUCCGUAAUUUACUACUAGUUUGAUAGCAGUUACUCAUUUCUUGUUGCAUACUUGCAUUCAUUUCUUCCAAAUCAAUCCCAUCCAAUAAUUGUUUGAUUUCACGAAGUUUAAGAAAAAAAGUUGAAAAGC
Messenger RNA from Cuscuta campestris, 2789 nucleotides. The record is from the annotation of a GenBank genome assembly. NCBI's taxonomy places the organism in Eukaryota, Viridiplantae, Streptophyta, Magnoliopsida, Solanales, Convolvulaceae.